GAAGAGAGUCUUCAAACAGAGCUGAAAACUCUUCGUCAGGCGGAUCAAUCGAAGAAAUGCCCUAUUGACGCGGAGUGUCAAACUGACAAGCGCAUUGGAUUGGAUGUUUGUGAUGAGGACGACAUUUUGGCAGGUGAUGUCUCAACCAUAUUUCUCCAUUCUUGA
This is a messenger RNA of Rodentolepis nana, 165 nucleotides long. Lineage: Eukaryota; Metazoa; Platyhelminthes; Cestoda; Cyclophyllidea; Hymenolepididae. The record is from the annotation of a GenBank genome assembly.